Cladocopium goreaui is the source of this 1056-nucleotide messenger RNA. NCBI's taxonomy places the organism in Eukaryota, Dinophyceae, Suessiales, Symbiodiniaceae. The record is from the annotation of a GenBank genome assembly.
AUGAACAAACUCACCAUGUCCGAGGAGAACUUGUGUGUGGAGGAGGCCUUGGCUGAGGACCUAGGUGAAAGACAGUAUGAUGAUGUCACUGAGGAAAUCCCUGAUGAGAUGGAACUGGAACAGGCACGAGAUGAAGAGAGAUCGGUAGAGAUCCCCAUUCCCACAUCCCGUCGGGGUGUGAAGCACAUGACUGAGAACUUUGAAUCCUUUCUGGUAUCGAAUCUAAAACGACGAGCAGUAGAGGUUUCUGAAAGACAUAUGACCGAUGAGGAACUGGAACUCAUGAAACAGGGUCCGAAUCGCGACGUGGCUAUGAGAAUGAGGUGGGUGCUCACUUGGAAGCGGGAUGACAGUGGCAACAGAGCUGCAAAGGCUCGAUGUGUAGUGCUUGGGCAUCAGGAUCCGCACUAUGAACACAGGCAAACAAUGGCUCCAACCAUGUCCCGUACGACGCGACACAUACUUUUGUCACUAGCCGCAGCUUUGAAGAUGCGGGUUGCCAAGGGCGACGUGUCCGGAGCUUUUCUUCAGGGUAGGUCCUAUCAACAUGAUGCAUACGUGAUACCCACUGAUGAGAUCUGUGAUGCCAUGUCAUUGCCCCAUGGUUCCAUAACGAAACUCAAGAAAGUUUGCUAUGGUCUGGCUGAUGCUCCUCUUGAAUGGUUUCUCACGGUGUCGGAAUUUCUCCAGUCGUUGGGAUUUGAACGUUGCGUGUGUGACCCAUGUUGUUUCAAGUAUGUGGACAAGGACAAGGGACUCAUUGGACUCAUUCGUGGACAUGUUGAUGACUUCCUGUUUUGUGGUCCAGCCUCAUGCCCCAUUUGGAGAGCGGCGGAGUCAAUUGCCGCUAUAGACUGCGAAGAUGCUAUGUACGCUGUGAUGCAUUCUGAGGUGUACGUCCCUAAGGGACCGGAACACAGGACAGCACUGGAACUGAUGGGCCUGAAGGAGGCCAUCACGAACACACAGACACCGAUACGGUGGCCAGAAACAGAAAAAGUGAAGGUUUGGAUAUCUUUGGAGGAGGAGCUCCUACAACUGACACUGGAGGACUAG